GCAGUUGGCCCCGACGGUCUUACCGAUUACCAGAGGAAGAUGAAUUCUCAGGAGAAGUGCAACAACUUCAUGCGCCAGUUCCGUGAUGACGAGUCGCGGGAACUUAAAAAACUCACCGCCAACCAGUUCAUGGAGGUCUGGAGCCACUAUGAUGCUGAUGGUAACGGGUACAUUGAGGGCUCUGAGCUGGACGGCUUUCUGAAGGAGUUUGUUUCUUCUGUUAACGCUAAUGAUGCCGGGCCUGAGGGCGCCGGAACAGCACCUAGACGUCUGUCUGUGUCCGAUGCCAUGUUGGUUGAGCUCAAGGAAUGUUUUAUGGAGGCUUAUGACGACAACCAGGACGGCAAGAUUGAGAUUAGGGAGCUCGCUCAAUUGCUGCCAAUGGAGGAGAACUUCCUGUUACUCUUCCGCUUUGACAAUCCUCUAGAGUCAUCCGUCGAGUUUAUGAAGAUAUGGAAAGCUUACGACAAAGACAACAGUGGUUACAUAGAGGCUGACGAGCUCAAGAAUUUCCUACGGGACUUACUGAAGGAAGCCAAGAAGGAUCAGGACGUCUCCGAGGACAAACUUAUUGAGUAUACUGACACCAUGCUUCAAGUCUUCGAUCAAAACAAGGAUGGAAAACUGCAGCUCUCAGAAAUGGCUAAAUUGUUGCCAGUCAAAGAGAAUUUCCUGUGCCGUUCGGUGUUCAAGGGCGCUUCCAAGUUGACGAAGGAGGACAUUGAAAGGGUAUUCGCGCUCUACGACAGAGACAAUAACGGAACCAUUGAGAACGAGGAACUUAAUGGGUUCUUGAAGGACCUUUUGGAGUUGGUCAAGAAGGACUACGAUGCGCUGGACCUACAAGAAUUCCAGGACGCCAUUAUGAGAGGCUGUGAUUUCAACAAGGAUGGCAAGAUCAACAAGAAGGAACUCACCAUGAUCCUUCUCGCUCUCGCUAAACACGGCGCUGAGGACGACAUGCAAACCGGGACAGGCAUGGUCGCCAACAACCCCUUGGCAGAGAUCGCGACCAUCGGCAUGAAGGCGCUCAAACUACAGAAACUCCGCGUCCGCCACUUUGUAAACCGUACCCUUGGCACCAACAGCACCAGUUAGUUACUUGAAGAAUCACUCUAAAUCUAAAAGAGGGGGCGAAGAAGAAUGGAAAAGAAAUAAGGUUACAAAGCCAGUGAGGAUGAGGGACAAACCGAAGUAUAUACGAAUGCGGUUGGAAUAAGGACAUUUUUUAUUAGCAUUUCAGGGUUGCCAGCUGAGGGGCAUUUCUGGGUUUGGGGUUCAGUUUAGGAAGCAUUUUUGUGUAUGUUUGUGUCAGCCUCUGGUGAUUUUUUUACGGCAUUGACACCGUGCUUAAAUGAUGUCGCUCUUGAGAAGCUCCUCGUGUUUUCAUCGUGGCAUAAUUCCAUGAAAUGUAAUGAUGCAUAAUUUUACUUCAAUUCGGGAAGCUUGUUCACAAGGCAAAGUGAAAAUGGUGAUGAAUAUAGGAAUGUUAGAAAAACGAGGUGAUAAUACUAGGGAAUUAUUCUUUAAGUUGAGCGAGAAAGUGACUUCUUCCCUCUACUACUCCAAGACUAUAUAAAUUUUGUUCAGUCUGUCUGGCGGCAAGAACCCAGUGUUAUAUGGGACUGGCUUGGCUUGGUCCCACCUUUAUAUUCGCCAAGUAUCAGGUUGUGAAUAUAUUAUUGGCCAUUCUGUCAGUGUGGGAGAUCUCCAGCUAGGCUCAUAUCUCUAGCAUUUAUACUUAGGAAAAGCCGAGUGAAAAGAUCUCCCAAACUGACAAAAAAAUAUUCUUACUCCACCUGGAUUGUGUUGUCACCUUGAUCUAAGAAGACGACUAUCACAUUAACACAUAAUCAUGUUAUGCUAACCAUGUUAUCAUUGUAUUCUCAGUAUUUAGUUGGGGUUUUCAACUCCUGCUUGAAGGCGUGAUGUACUUGGGGAUUGGGAAGUGUUCUCUGUCUGCGUCCAUCCCUGUGGCCUCACCAUUAGUUCAAGAGAUAAUACUGGACCCUUUGUCUGGGUGCUGAUGCUAUGGCCACCUUAUUAGAGAUUUUAUUGUAAAUAAAAAUUUAAAUGAAAUAUUAAUUUGAAAAGGAUAUUUGGUUCUUUUAAUUACUGUACACGGAAAAUGUUUGAGCGAGUGAUGAGAACCAGUGCGCCUGAGUCAGCAUUUCAGGCAAUAGAUCUCGUUGAGCCAAUGUCAGCGAGUUAACCUGGAAACGACUAUUUCUUGGUUCUCUGUUACCUCGCCUCGUCCCGCCACUGAUGAUGGGCAUCAGCCAGAGAAGACCUUCCAACCACUAAAUCCAUGCUUGCCAAUUGUCAAUUUAUUCACAUAAUCUUUCGACAUUGCCUUCCUCACAAGAAAGGUUGUGUAUAUAUGUCCAGUCUUAUUAUAACGUGGUUACAGCUGAAGUUAUAUCAUAUUUUUAGCAUUUACCUUAAAACUAAAGUCAUAAUCUGCUCAUGUAACAAGGGUAAAUUUUGGUUUCAACGAUUUUAAACAAGAUAAUUGUUGGAAAAUCAAAUGGUUUUGGAAAAUGAAUUUAUCUCAAAUCAAAACUUGGGAUGAAAACAUUCGUCCUUGAUCUUGAUUUAGGUUAUUCAUUGGCACCAAAAGAACCCUGAAAUUUGAAUGUUUACCCUAAGCCUUACGUUAUCUCACCUGUUUCUAAAGGGAGUAAAGAAAAUUAAGAAUAUCAUUUCAUGGGGCAACUAUAUUGUCUUGACGCCAUGUUAUCUUCAUACCUUGUUGCAAUUGCAUUUUUGCACGUUCUCUCCUGUAAUUCUCUAAUCUUCCAAACUUUUUGAAAAAGGUCUCCUGCGCUCCAUAUCCUAUCAAGAAUAUCUUUAUACGUAUAUGUUAAACUGUAAUAUUAAAAGCUUAUUUUCUGAAGAUCCAUCAAACAGUGGAAAUGGUAAUAGCUGUUGUUAUUCACGCCGGAAGACGGAGCAGACACGGAAAUAGACUGUUUUCUGCUGUAGCUUGUAACGCAGGAGGACUACUUGCCAAGCACGGAGACCUGCGACAGCCCUUGUUGAUACAGCUUUCAUAUAGUCCACUUCUCUACAGUGCUAAGAUAAACCUUUACCUCAACGAACCAACUAUAUAACCUAUGUAUUUGUGACGAUGGUCUCCUUGUUCAGGGUAUGUGUCCUCCCCGCGUGAUUGCUUCUGUGUCCUGUUCCAGCUUCGAGGUGCAGUAUAGAUGUUAAACAACGUUAUGACGUGUAAUGAAGUCUUUAGAAAGUCCCUCGACAACAACAAUGAAAUUAAUGUACAGUGCAUAUACUUACAGACCUCCCAAGCCAUAAUAGUAAUUAAUGAUAAAUACGAUAUACCUAGAUAUUUUGAACCAAGGGCAGAUGUGUCGUUACGGGCAACAUUUCCCAUAUACAGUAAUGAACUCGUAAUGACUCUCACUAGAUUUGGAAUAGCUAGGUACUUUUUGUGCAUGAACAUUUUCGGUCAUUUCUAAGUAAUCGAGGACUGUAAGUAAGUACUUUUUCCAGCCAAUGGUGAUAUGUGGCUGCACUUUCUUGUUACUUAUGUCUGUGUUGUUCUAAAAACGUCGUGUGAAUACUGAAAACAAUAAAAAAAAAAUGUGUCCCACGCUGACAGCAACGAUGCCAGAUGGUGGAGCAAUAAUGCAGCCCAUCAUUCGUAAGUCACACUUAUGUUUGUCUUAUUUUGGAAUUUCCAUUAUAUCUUAAAGAGUUAUUUCCGAAAAACUGCGUCUGUACAUACGUGUCGUUAGGUGUAUAUCAUUACCAGAACCAGAAUAUAACCACCCAGUACGUUCUCAGUCUGGCACCGUCGCUAGGAUCUGGCAACACUGUAUGCUAUUUGUGCAUUUGUUAUCGAUUCAAACGUAUAGUCCUGACGACAUAUUUUGCCUUUUGAAGUAUGCUGGAACCCUAUAAAAAAAUAUUACUCUAAUAAAUCAUUGAGCACAAGCAGAAUAAGCAUUGCUGGGUCCUUGACUUGAAUGGUUUAACUUCAUUUACUGUAAUACCAGUUUUCAAUAACAAAUAAAAGUCUUCUGUUA
Molecule: messenger RNA, 4049 nt
Organism: Homarus americanus (American lobster)
Lineage: Eukaryota; Metazoa; Arthropoda; Malacostraca; Decapoda; Nephropidae
Gene: Cbp53E
Product: calbindin-32-like
Exons: 13
Coding region: 40-1098 (352 amino acids)
Biological process (GO): regulation of long-term synaptic potentiation; regulation of presynaptic cytosolic calcium ion concentration
Cellular component (GO): dendrite; cytosol; nucleus
Molecular function (GO): calcium ion binding
Source: RefSeq, a predicted model, not a curated record